AUGGCCUCCUUUGAUUUUGAUAUAGUCAAGGCUGAGAAAGAAGAUGCUUUACGGAGAUACAACAUGGAGAAGAAGAUGAAGAUCGAGCUUCGGUUAGUCGGGUUUUUGUUGACUUUCUUUUUAUUGCCACGGUCUUGGUUUCCCGGUACCCUCGCCGUCGCCGGAGAUUUUUUGCGCCUUUUCGUCUGUACUUUUAACAAAUCUCUUUAUACUUUCAUCCUAGUAAACCUCAUCGUUGUCGUUGUUUAUAUAUUGUCUAGCCAAAAACAGGCCCAGAAACAGCCUACCAUCACUGACAUAUACGAUGAAUUCGUCUGCAAUUCACGCCGGAGUAUAGCCAUAUCCGCCGCCACCACUGAUGUUCCUGCCACGGAAGAGACCAUGGUAGACAAAGAAAUCAUUUUUGAAGAAAAGGCUGCUCCUUUUUCUCCUGAAAAGGAGCUAGAAACGACAGUUGAUAGUGACACAAUUGGAGAGACAAAUAUUUCCCUCUCUCCAGUUAAGCAACUUACAACAACGAUGGACCGUACAGUACUGGCAAAACCAAAUUCCGCCGUGUCUUCAGCUGAAUUGGGGGAAUAUGAACACGGAAGAACUCUAUCAAUGGUUUCGGAAUCUAUGGACGGAGAGGUGAUGAAUUCAGAUAUAGAGUCGACGGGGAAAUCAAUGGGCGAAAUGAGCAACGAGGAGUUUCAGUUGGUUAUAGAUAGUUUCAUUGCUGAAAGAAAGAAAAGCCUGCUGCAAGAAAACACUGCCCAUGAAACUGGGAGAGAACUCGAGUGCAUGCCUGUUGUUGUGAAUAACUAG
Molecule: messenger RNA, 807 nt
Organism: Hibiscus syriacus
Lineage: Eukaryota; Viridiplantae; Streptophyta; Magnoliopsida; Malvales; Malvaceae
Exons: 1
Coding region: 1-807 (268 amino acids)
Source: RefSeq, a predicted model, not a curated record